Lentinula edodes (shiitake mushroom) is the source of this 1719-nucleotide messenger RNA. Its product is annotated as protein priB. The record is from RefSeq and is a predicted model, not a curated record. Bases 1 to 1719 code for a protein of 572 amino acids. Lineage: Eukaryota; Fungi; Basidiomycota; Agaricomycetes; Agaricales; Omphalotaceae. Gene Ontology annotation, biological process: regulation of DNA-templated transcription; DNA-templated transcription. Gene Ontology annotation, molecular function: transcription cis-regulatory region binding; DNA-binding transcription factor activity, RNA polymerase II-specific; zinc ion binding. The transcript has 13 exons. Gene Ontology annotation, cellular component: nucleus.
AUGGAAGUCCAUGCUGAACAAUUACAAAAGCCCCCCGUUGUCCGUGGUGCCCGAGCAUGUACGACGUGCCGUGCAGCAAAGAUGAAAUGCGUCGGAGCUGAGGAUGGACAAAGACAGUGCCAGCGUUGCAAGCGUGCAAACGUCCAAUGCAUUUUUGAGAAACAUCGUCGAGGCCGCAAACCAGGCUCCAAGCUUUCGGAAGCUUCCAAAAUGUUACGACGUUUGGAGAAGGGUCUCAAUAGUGCCAAAUCCAAAGCUGUCUCUAUAGACGCAAGACAUUCAUCCUCGUAUCGAGACUCGCAUCCCUCUCCUGGUGAGCCAGAUGACCGUUAUACCAACGGUGUCCGUAGUCAUCCCUACAGCCCUCCAAAUGGGCAAUUCGUUUCAAAUCUACCACCUCUCAAUCUCCCUUCCUAUCCUGAUGCUGCCAGCGAAUACACUGCAUCUAGUACAAGCUCUCGUACCUUGGACGCGAAUGAUGAUGAAGACGACAGUGCGUCCGAUCGCGCAGAGGAUAACAUUUUCCCGGCCAACUUUAUUCAGCGGGAGCGUAGACGAAAUUCCUUCUUUAGAACAAUACUCAAUCCUGAAGACGCUCCUGCCUCAGGACCAUCUUCUGUCCGUGGCUCUGAGACGUACAGCCCUCCUCAAUCUCCUGCCGCUCCUGCCGGUCUUAACGACCCCGUAUCAGCCGGUAUUGUGGAUGAAGAGCAUGCCAAAGUUCUAUUUGAUCUGAUCUUCCUUCGUCUUAAUCCUUUCAUCAAUCUUUUUGAUCCCUCUCUGCAUACAGUUUCAUAUGUUAGGAACAAAUCGCCGUUUUUGUUCACUGUCUUGAUAAUGGCCGGCUGUAAAUUCUUCAGGCCGGAACUCUUCAAGCAGUGCCAGAAACUUGCGGACGAAUAUGCUGUUGUGCAAGCUUUUGCGUGCCUUACUUACUGGAAAGGCCACGAUGACAAUCGUACGAGUACCUGGACCUUUGUAGGUUAUGCAUGCCGAAUGGCUGUGGAGAUCGGUCUCAAUCGCUAUGUCCCCAAUGUUCCGUCCAAUGAGACCGAACUACAACGAUUGGAGCGUCGUAAUCGAGAAAGAACUUAUCUUGUUCUUUUCAUCCAUGAUCGCAGCCUCAGCACCCAGACGGGUCGCCACUGGAUGCUUCCCGAGGAUGACUUUAUUCGACAUUCCGAUAGAUGGCACGAAAGUUCCGGAGGUUCUGUUCGACCGGAAGACGUUAUUGUGGCUGCUUUCGUGCAAUUGCGGCACAUUGCUGCUGAAACGACAGAGAUAUUCCAAAGAGGUGUUGACAUGAGUUCUGAAGUUGUACUACGUAGCUGCAACAGUCAGCUAACCCAAUGGAAUGAAACCUGGCAUCGAGAGAUGCAACAAGCGGGAGGAGGUGCCUUCCAUUUUUCGUUCCUUAGUCUGUUUCGGUUAUACGUUCGAUUGUUCACUAACAGCCUUGCACUUCGAGAAUCGUCCAAUCGAGCUACUCCGAACAUUCAAGCUCUUUCAGCAUGUUAUACGAGUGCCGUUGAUUCCCUGAAAGUCGUCUCGGAAUUUGCUAGAAUGAAUGUAUUGCGUUAUGGACAGGAGACUAUCACAAUGAUGUCCGCAUAUGCCGCACUAUAUUUAUUAAGCCUCUUUCGUUAUUCCAGCUACUCCGCAAUAACACUUCGUUACUGCAGCUGCACGAUGGCGCAACUCAAAAUGCGUAUACUGUGA